GGUGCUGUAAUGCUCACUUACAACAACUACCUUCUCAGAAAGCUGACUACUGAAUUGUGUCUCGAGCCAAAUUGUAUUUAACAUUUUGCAUAGAUAUUCUAAAGUCUUCAUUUUGCUUUGAUACAUCAGGAAUCAUUUUUAAACAUGUCUAACGGAUACAGAAUCCCUUUUGAGGAAAUGCUGAAGUGCAGCGUAUGCCAGGGUAGGAUCAAGGAUGCCAGGAGUCUACCGUGUGGACAUACCUACUGCAAGGAUUGUCUCACUAGGUCUGCUAACGCUACCUACCCUCCCGGAGGCAUCCAAUGUGCAGAAUGCCAGAAUAGAUAUCAGCUACCCUUCGGAGGAGCAGAAGGUCUACCGCGCUGCUUCGCCAUCAACAGCCUCUUGGAUGAUAUCAACGAGACCUUUGGCGGAGGCGACAGCGCCACCCUUGGCAGACAUGGUUUCCAAGUCAAGGAAACGUUCUCCUGCGCAUUCUGCUUAAAUCUGAUGAGAGACGCCCGCUAUCUACCUUGCGGACACUCCUUUUGUCGAGAAUGCCUGAAGAUGCAGCCACGAACAACACCAUGUAUCAAGUGCUCCAAGUGCCUGAAGGACCACAACAUACCAGCCCGAGGAAUCGACGGUCUCCCUGUCGCUUACCGCAUCAACAGCAUCGUGGCUGAGAUCAGGUCUAAUGACAAUGAAACUAGUGAUGAAUCCCAGGCGAGUUCAUCCCAGAACAGACGACAUCAACCUCCCCAUCCUCAUCGAUCACCAGACACAAACUCUAGGUCGUUGAUGGAGGACGUCGACGAGGCCAAGAGGAGGGCCCAGGCCGGCAACCAGAUCCAGGUUUUAGUACGACAAAUCAACGGGAGGACCCUCGCCAUCAACAUCAGUGCCAACGCCACCGUUGGCGAUCUCCAGCGAGAGAUCAAGACGAGAACCAGCAUUGACCAAUCCCAGCAGAGGCUGACCUUCAGCGGUCGGAAUUUGGACGACAAAACAAAAACAUUGUCAUCCUAUGGAAUUGUAAAUCUAUCCAAUAUUGAUAUGAAUGCGAGGCUCCGUGGAGGUAGCCAAUAGAUAUUCUUUCCUCCAUUUCCUUUUGAUCAUCUAUUAUUUGUAUUAAUUCAUUUGUUUAGGCAACACAUGGAAAAUUACAUUGCAUAAGCCUUUACGCAUUAUUCAUUAUGUUAAAACUGUAAAUAUGUCCUGUGGAAUUGCUUAUUAUUGUAUGUACUUGAGUAUUUUGUUGAAACCAUAAAAUAAAUUGAAGAAAAUAAAUGUAACAUUGAACUGAAUUGAGUUGAAAUAGAAACAUCUUGAACAAUUCAUUUCUCAUUCAAAACAUGUAUAUAUGUCAUGUUGUUUGUCUUUGAGCUUCACUUCAGCAGCUCCCCACACCCCCCUUAAAAAAAAAACGAUCAAAAAUAUUUUGUGUUAUAUUUAUUCAUGUGUCAUUCUUUAGACAGA
Molecule: messenger RNA, 1458 nt
Organism: Strongylocentrotus purpuratus (purple sea urchin)
Lineage: Eukaryota; Metazoa; Echinodermata; Echinoidea; Camarodonta; Strongylocentrotidae
Exons: 2
Coding region: 145-1068 (307 amino acids)
Biological process (GO): positive regulation of DNA-templated transcription
Cellular component (GO): chromatin; nucleoplasm
Molecular function (GO): protein binding; ubiquitin-protein transferase activity
Source: RefSeq, a predicted model, not a curated record